AUGGUCCGCGAUCAAGCAGCUAACCCGUUCGGUGAUGGUCCUGAUCAAAUUAUAAAUGUUAUUAACGAUGUUUUUAUUCCCAAAUAUUCUGUAUUUGGUCGUCAUCAUUUUAUUAUGAAAAAGGAAUUAUCAGCAUUAGUCAUUGUUUCCAUAGGUGAAUCAUCGAGCGAAAAACAAAGAUUGCUGGAAGAUUUGGCAAACAGUACCAGCUCUUGGUACAAUUAUUUCAUUGAACAACAAGUAAUUCCUGCUGGGUCGUUAGAAUUUACUUACCGUGACUUUUUAAAUCAUGGCUGUUAUCCGUUCGCUAUCAAUGAAUUGUUUAAUGGGGAAGUCAAUGAACGAUUGGGCAAUAGACAGCUUUCAACACAAAUCUUACUGCGAUCUCCUCUCAGCAGUACAAGUUCAAAGUCAAUUUUUAAUCUAUCGGAAUUUAUUUACUCACCAAAUGAAAAUAAUCCGUAUCCUAAUUACAUUUAUUUAAAAGGAUUUCUAGUUGACUUUAUUCGUUUUGUUACAUUACCAAUUCAGUUGGCAGAAUCCGAACAAUUAAGAACACAAAAACCUAUAAUGACACAAGAACAAUCAGAUGGACGUGCUAUUUUAUGUCACAGAUCAACAGAGUCAAACAAGUUUUUCAAAGGCCAUUCAACAUUUUUCAUGCGUGUUACUACUUUUUUUAGUUCAUGCGACCUGCAAGUUCCUGUUUUCGUGGACACAAGUAACCCACAUUUUCGAACAGCCGAAACACUUGAUCCAAUAUCAACAGUACUACGUGCUUAUCAUGAAUUAGUUUUGGACGCGUGUUCGGUUGACCAAUGCAAUGAUACACCAUUGGCGCGAUGCUUUUCGACAUUUUUUGACGCAUUCAAAUUGAUUGACAAUGACCAAUAUGAUGAGAUAUUAGCGACAUAUUUGACUGAAAUUCAAAGCUGUAAUUAUUUCGAUGACACAGAAAAAUAUUUAGAAAAUCUUGAAAUACCACAGUCAGUCGGUGAAGUUUAUGAAUACUUUAAAAAUGAAUUAAUCUCGUUCAAAAAAACUUUCACAGAUUUACGACAUGGUUCUGAUGAAAAGCGCAAAACUGCAACAUAUUUAUAUCAAUCACUAUGUAACACAAUAAUAUUUCACUUUUAUGAAUCUAAAUUGGAAAAAUUUCCAGUCGAACUAGAUAUCAAUGCUCCAUCAUGGAUUUUCUCGCCAUUUGAAAAUAAAAUCGACUUUGAAUCUUUCAUCAUUCCAGAUAUGUCGCAUGAACUAUUGAUACCGUUAGAUUUAGAAUUUUCUCGUCUUCGUAAAUAUUUACAAGAACUACACAAAAAUGGCAUCAUUCUUUUUUCUUCGAAUCAAAUUAAAUCGUUUGAUGGUUGUUUUCAAAAAUUAUUCAUGGUUCAAACAAUCACUUAA
Messenger RNA from Rotaria socialis, 1407 nucleotides. NCBI's taxonomy places the organism in Eukaryota, Metazoa, Rotifera, Eurotatoria, Philodinida, Philodinidae. The record is from the annotation of a GenBank genome assembly.